AUGUGGAUAUGGGUUUAUGACAGGCCACAAAAAUAUUCUGCUCUGCACUAUGAACUGGGCCUCCAACAAAACUUCACCAGUGACACCUUAAAAUCAAAGCACCAGCAGAUAAGUAGCAACCAGCACCAUCUUGACUGGUCAGCGAGCUCCAAUUCUGGAUCUGCUUCUCAAAGUUUCUUCAACACAGAACCCAGUCAAGAAGCAGUUAGUGCCAUCAAGGUCUCCACCUCAGAGCCAGUAGUUUCCUUCAGCAAAUCCCAAGCAAAGAAGUCCUGCACCAGCAGCACAUGGGGGAAGCUGUCAGCCAGUAGUAAGGAGCUUGCUAUUUGCAGUGCAGUCCCAUCACCCAACAGCAUCAGUAUGGCUGCCCAGCCAAGCAGCUCCUCCGAGUGCAAUUGGCUUUUGACUCUCAAUGAUCAAGAGGGAGGUGUGCAGCUGGAGGUCUCCGAUCAGCCCACUGGGAGUGCAAAGUCCAGCAAAAAGGACUUACUAAGUCAAACCAUCCAAACUGCAGACAACAAAUGGGUGAAGAGUGCCCAGAAAGCAUUUGACAGCAAAUCCCAUGACAACAUGGAAGGGAAAAAGGAGUCUUACUUGAUGGACAGAGUGUUAGAUACAUCACCCUCUAAGCAGAAUCCCACUUCUGCUAGCAGUUGUGAAAGUGACACCAGUCAUGUACGAAUUACUAUCCCAAUAAAGUCUUCAACAACAGAUACAUAUGGCCACAAAAGGAAAAAAAGGCAAUCCACAAAAUCUUCCAAAGAGAAAACUAUCCAGGAGAAAAGCCUUCAUCCUGGACUUGCUAUGAUCAGUAAAGAAGCAAAUAGGACUAGCUCUCAACCAGAGAGGAGUAAAAAAGAUCUUCGAGCCACAAAGCCAGGGAAAAUGAUUGAAAAUGAACCCCCCUUAGUAUCUAUUGACAAUGGUGUGCUCACUGACAAAGUUUCCCCUAACAGUGCUAUCAGACUCAGAAAAUCUGUAGCUGUGACAUCCACUCUCCUACCCACCAAUCAUUCCACAUCUGACAAAUUAUAUGAAGUCCAGCACCCCAAACAUGCAGGUAAGUGGCGAUGGACCUGCAGCAAACCUAAAUCUAUCCUUCGGGAGACCUCCAUGAUGACAUCUGAGAAGCUGAUGGUGGAGCCUCCUUCAGCCUAUCCCAUCACACCAUCCAGCCCUCUGUAUACCAAUACAGGCAGUCUUACCGUGAUCACACCUGUCAAGAAAAAAAGAGGACGACCAAAGAAACAGCCUUUGCUCACUGUUGAAACCAUUCACGAGGGAACCUCCACCAGCCCAGUGAGUCCAAUCAAUUAUGAAUUUCCAGGAACAAAGAAAAGGAAGAGGAGACAGAAUCUGGCCAAGUUGGCCCAGAUGGUCCCAAGAGAGGACAAGUCCAUCAGUGAACUCAAGUUUCACAAAAAGGUUGGGAAGCUUGGGGUCUUGGAUAAGAAGACUAUCAAGACCAUUAAUAAAAUGAGGACCCUCAAGAGGAAGAAUAUUCUUAAUCAGAUCUUGUCCUCCUGCUUCAGCAGCAUAGCUCUGAAAGCAAAAGUCCAGCCACCAUCUAGUGUGGGGCCAACCACCACUGAUGCCAGACUAGGGAAACAGAUCAAUGUCAGCAAGAGAGGGACUAUCUACAUUGGUAAAAAACGGGGCAGAAAGCCAAGAGUAGAGCUGCAGCCUCAGCUAGAAGAACCUAAGACAGCCAUCAAGCACUCAAGGCCUGUUUCCAGCCAGCCAGAAAACCCAGCAAUACCUUCCAACCUGCAGUCACUUGUGGUGUCAUCACCAGCAGCUAUUCAUCAACUUUCAACACAGUUAGUUGGGACUAAUGGCAACCUUAGCCCUGCAAGCACUGGAACAAAUUUUUCAGAGUUAAAAACUAUGCCAAAUCUUCAACCUAUCAGUGUUUUUCCUACAAAAACCCAGAAAGGAAUGCACUGUGGAACUUGGAAGCUGUCUCCACCCAGGUUAAUGGCAAAUUCACCUUCCCACCUCUGCGAAAUAGGUUCUCUGAAAGAAGUCACGCUGUCGCCAGUGAGUGAAUCUCACAGUGAAGAAACCAUACCGAGUGACAGUGGAAUAGGUACAGACAACAACAGCACUUCUGACCAAGCUGAGAAAAGCUCAAAAUCCUGCCGGAGAUACUCCUUUGAUUUCUGCACCCUGGACAACCCAGAGGCUAUCCCAUCUAACACCAGCACAAAGAACAGGCAUGGUCACCGGCAGAAACAUCUGAUUGUGGAUAACUUUCUUUCUCAUGAGAGUAUUAAAAAGCCAAAACACAAGAGGAAAAGGAAAAGCCUGCAGAACAGAGAUGACCUCCAGUUUCUGGUAGACCUUGAGGAACUCAUCAGUAAGUUUCAAGUGUUCAGGAUUUCCCACAGAAGUUACACAUUUUAUCAUGAAAAUCCAUAUCCCAACAUCUUCAGGAUUAAUUUUGAUCACUACUACCCUGUGCCAUAUAUCCAGUAUGACCCAUUGGUCUAUCUUCACAGGACCUCUGACAUGAAGUCUAAGAAGAAACGUGGUAGACCUGCUAAAACCAAUGACACCAUGAUGAAGGUGCCUUUUUUACAAGGGUUUGGUUACCCUAUUCCCAGUGGGAGUUACUAUGCACCCUAUGGAAUGCCUUACACAUCAAUGCCUAUGAUGAAUCUUGGUUACUAUGGUCAGCAUCCAGCUCCUUUUUACCUGUCUCACAUGCUCAGAGAGGCUCCCCAGUUUAUGAGACCAACCAUGCCCCCACCCCAAUUCCAUGCAAGCUCUCAUAUGAAGAUGUCCACCACUGCCAAGCAUAAAGCAAAACAUGGAGUGCACCUACAAACACCUGUGGGAGUGGGCUUUGGAGACAUGCAGUCCUCUUUGGCUCCUCCAGGGGUUGGAGGAACAAGCCUUUCAAGUGGCCAGCUUCACAAAAGGAAUCACAGACAUAAGCACAAGCAUAAGGGUGAGCGAAUACUGGGGACAGAUGAAGAUCUGAGUGGCCUCUUUGCUAGCAAGUCCAGUGGCUUCUCCAGUCAUGUGAUCAACGAAAGGCUAAGCAGCUCAGAUAAAGACCUCUCCUUGCUCAAUGAGAAAAGCAAGCAUAAGGAGAAGCAGAAGCACCAUCAUUGUGAAAACAGACACAAAGGUUCAAAGAGUAACUUUGAAGAGGAUAAGCUGCCUACAUUAUCACUUUUUCAUGCCCAGCAGAUGACACAGAGUAAAGAUAAAGGUGACUCAAGCAAUGAUCCUGUUGACUCUUGCACAAAGAGAUACACUGGUAAUACUGAGAGUAAUGGAAGGUCAGAGUCCUUGGACAUGUUUGGCGAAAUGAAUUCCUCAAGUGAGAAGUGGGACAAUGAUGCAAGUGGGAAUAAAAAAAGAAACUUUGAAGGGUUUGGAACUUACAGGGAAAAGGACAUUCAGCCCUUCAGGGAAGAUGAAGCAGAGGUGAAGUGA
This is a messenger RNA of Pezoporus flaviventris, 3447 nucleotides long. RefSeq names its product SET-binding protein-like. Lineage: Eukaryota; Metazoa; Chordata; Aves; Psittaciformes; Psittacidae. The record is from RefSeq and is a predicted model, not a curated record. The coding region runs from base 1 to 3447 and encodes 1148 amino acids. The transcript has 3 exons. Gene Ontology annotation, molecular function: DNA binding.